Molecule: messenger RNA, 963 nt
Organism: Pichia kudriavzevii
Lineage: Eukaryota; Fungi; Ascomycota; Pichiomycetes; Pichiales; Pichiaceae
Exons: 2
Coding region: 1-963 (320 amino acids)
Biological process (GO): thiamine biosynthetic process
Source: RefSeq, a predicted model, not a curated record
AUGGCAUCAGCUACCACAACCACUAUUGCGCAAGAAUCAGUGCCAAUCUCUUUGAAAACCACCAAUGUCGCCAACAAAGACUCCAAGGUUGCAAAGGCAACUGAGGCAGUCUAUGACUGGGAUACCUUCAAGUUUGCUCCAAUCAGAGAAUCCCAAGUCUCAAGAGCAAUGACUUCAAGAUACUUCAAAGACUUGGAUAAAUAUGCAGAAUCAGAUAUCGUUAUUGUUGGUGCUGGAUCAUCAGGUUUGACUGCUGCCUACAUUUUGGGUAAGUCUAGACCAGACUUAAAGAUUGCAAUAAUCGAAGCAAACGUUGCUGUUGGUGGUGGUUGCUUCCUCGGUGGUCAAUUGUUUUCCUCCAUGGUCUUGAGGAAACCAGCCGAUGUCUUCAUCAAAGAGCUCGGCUUGGAAUAUGAGGAUGAAGGCAACUAUAUCGUUGUGAAACAUGCUGCUCUAUUCAUUACAAAGUUAUGCUCCAAGGUCUUGGAAUUACCAAAUGUUAAGUUGUUCAAUGCCACCUGUGUGGAAGACUUAAUCACUAGACCAACUGAAACCGGUGUUAGGGUUGCUGGCGUGGUCACCAAUUGGACCUUGGUUUCAAUGCAUCACGAUGACCAGUCUUGUAUGGAUCCAAACACCAUCAAUGCUAAGGUCAUUAUCUCUUGUACCGGUCACGAUGGUCCAAUGGGUGCAUUUUGCGUAAAGAGAUUGGUAAGUCAGGGAUUAAUCAAGAGAAACUUGAUGGGUUGUCUAGACAUGAACAAGGCGGAAGAUGCCAUUGUUACUAAAACCAGGGAAGUCUUCCCAGGUUUGGUUGUUGCUGGUAUGGAAUUGAGUGAAUGCGACUCUUCCAACAGAAUGGGUCCAACUUUCGGUGCAAUGGUUUUAUCUGGUAUCAAGGCUGCUGAGGAAGCACUCAACGUUUUUGACCUUAGAGCAAAGCAAGAUGCAGAGUCUUACUAA